UUGACGUCAUUAUGUUACCCUGGCCCGGCUAGCUGUCAUAUGCGUAACAGGGAAGGCAUGACAUGGAGCUAAAUUUUCCCAUCUGCAGUUAUAUAUGCGGCCUGGCUUGUUAAAUCGAUCUAAGGAAUUGUCAGUUAUAUGUACCAAGUUAGAGGCCUUUCCGUUUCGACUUCUCGAAAAAGCAGUAGCUCGCUAACCCGAUAGCUACCUUCUAACUUAAGGUGAAGAUAACCACUUGCAUACUGAAAGCAUGGCGUUAAUCCUGUUUACAAGAUCUCGGGCACCUUUAAUGAAAACGUCUCGAUCCCUAAAGAAUGAAUUCAGGAAAGGCAAAGGGAAAUUACAAGAGGGUUCCUAUUUCAGCUGCACAGCCUUCACACUUUCCAGUCAAAAACCUGAUGGGCUCCGACUCGGCAGCUUGGCUCAGGUCUCUUCGUUCGGUCCUUCCUUGCCCGUGUCAGAUGAAUUUGUGGGUCCCUGUCAGAGCUCAGACGCACAGCGGCUCUACUGCGCUUUUGCGUCGGGCGCUUCCUCUUCAAUGUACCCUGCGGUCGGAGUGGGGCCCCAAUGGACGAUAGUACGACCGCGAGAUAUCUCUGGUGUCAGGUGGAUACAUACCACGAGGAGGAGAUGGGAUGACUCCAAGGUGGAGAAGUCGCUGCGUUCGUUAAAGGAUAAGAAGAAGCUGGAGGAAGGAGGGCCGGUGUACAGCCCGACACUGGACGCAGAGCCUGUCCGAAGGACGCUCCGACAGUGGGUUGUAGAUGAAAUCAAGCACUACUACCAUGGCUUCAGGCUGCUUUGGAUCGAUACCACCAUUGCUGGGCGGAUGUUCUGGAGGGUGCUGAACGGACAUCCUCUGUCUCGCCGUGAGAGGAGACAGUUUCUCAGAACAUGUGCUGAUGUCUUCAGACUUCUUCCUUUCCUGGUGUUUAUCAUCGUUCCCUUCAUGGAGUUCCUGCUUCCUGUAGCUCUGAAACUCUUCCCCAACAUGCUGCCGUCCACCUUUGAGACACAGACAAAGAAGGAGGAGAGGUUGAAAAAGGAGCUGAGGGUCAAACUGGAGAUGGCCAAGUUCUUGCAGGACACCAUUGAGGAGAUCGCUCUGAGGAAUAAGGCAGCAAAAGGCGACGUGACGGAGGAAUUCUCCACCUUCUUCCAAAAGAUCCGGGACUCUGGGGAGCGUCCCAGUAAUGAGCAGAUCAUAAAGUUCUCCAAACUGUUUGAGGACGAGCUGACGCUGGACAACCUGACUCGACCUCAGCUCGUGGCGCUCUGUCGUCUCCUGGAGCUCCAGUCAAUUGGGACCAACAACUUCCUCCGCUUCCAGCUCAUCAUGAAGCUGAGGGCCAUCCGCGCAGACGACAAGCUGAUAGCAGAGGAGGGGGUGGAAAGCCUGAAUGUGAACGAAGUGCAGGCAGCGUGUCGUGUCAGAGGGAUGAGAUCUCUGGGAGUCACAGAAGAACGACUAAGAGAACAACUCGGCCAGUGGUUGGAGCUGCAUCUCAACCAGCAGAUCCCCACCUCUCUGCUGCUUUUGUCUCGAGCCAUGUACCUCCCAGAUACCCUGUCUCCUGCAGACCAGCUGAAAACCACGCUGCAAACACUUCCUGAAAUGGUGACCAAAGAGGCCCAGUUAAUGGCGGCGGAGUUGGAGCUCUCCAAAGUGGAUAACAAGACCAAACUGGAGACCAUGCUUCAGGAGGAGGCAGCCAUACGGCAGGACAACAAGGACCGAGAGAUGGAGAGGCUGGCUGAUGCUGCAGAGAAGGCUGCCAGGGAGGGUGAACCAGAGCUUCAAGCAGAGAGGAUGAAGCGCAGUGAGGCCGAGCCAGCUUCAUCUAAAGCCGAAAAGGCAGCCGAUUCAGAGACACUGAAGGACACCGCACCCAUUAUAGAGGGACUCAAGUUUGAGCAGUGGCAGAGGUUUCUGCGUUUCCAGGCAGAGGAGAUCACCAAGGAAGAGAUUGACCUGCUGAGUGAUGCCUGCUCAAAGCUGAAGGAGCAGAAGAAACUGCUGACUCUGGAGAAAGAGGAGCUGGAAGAGCUGAAGGAUGAUGUCCAGGAGUACAAUGAGGAUCUGGAGGAGAUAAAAAAGGAGCUCUCCAAGACUGGUCAGGAGAAGGCCAUAGAGGAGUCAAAGGCCAGCCAGCGGCUUUCUAAGAGGGUGAACCGUAUGAUCGGUCGCAUUGACAAGAUCAUCCUGGAGCUGGAGAAGGACAAGGUCAUCCUGGAUGGACAGAUGGACAGUGGAUCCACCCCACCUGUUGGUCUGUUCUAUACCUUUAGGGAGAACCUGGUCAGCAUCGACGAGCUCAUCAACAUCAUGCGACAGAUCCAGAACAUUCCCGAGCACAAGCUGCAGAGCAUCGCCGAGGCUCUCGACGACAACAAGGACGGGAAGAUUGACAUCGACGACGUCAUCAAAGUAGUGGAACUGAUCGACAAGGAGGACAUCGACAUCUCCACCUCACAGGUGGCCGACAUCAUGGUGAUGCUUCAGAAAGAGGAGAAGCUGAUGGGGAAGGAAAAGGCCAAAGAGAAGGCAGAGAAGGAACAGGCAGCCACACUCAAAAGUUAACUCAUUUUGCUUCAGAGACACGAGUGUUUGUAAAAAAUGAGCACUCUCCAUUGUGACUGGUAUCUGGUCAUAGAGGACUCUGGACACCAGGUUGAUCUGGAGAGGUCGAGAACCGCAAGGUAACAGCUGCCUUCUUCUGAAAAUGUCAUUCUGCUACAAAUUGAGCUCCUAAAAAUAAAAAAUAAGAAAUCUUCAGAGAAGGCUUGUUGCCUUUUAAAAUGUACAAAUUCAACAAGAAACUAAAUUUCUGUCAUGUUAAAAAAUUAAGUAAGAUGUGUGGUAGUUUUACUUCAGUAUUUAUCAGUGCAGGGAGCACAGUGACAUGGAAUUGAAAGCUAAUCGGAAAAAUGGUUUGGGAAAUGUGUUAUCAGACGUGUUAUUUAAAGUUGUAGGUGAACCGUCUUGCCUUUCAGUUCGUUCAUGUCAUCAUCUCGGAGAAAUGAGCGAUCAUUUCCGAACUUUGCACAGUCAACAUUGUCAUUUCUGUCAUUCCGCUCACUUUAUUUCCUCUUAUAUUUUAUUUAUCCACCUCAUACCUGUUUGUAAAGUUUUUUUAAGUUGUACUUGGGCAGGUAGCUUAUCGCUGGCUAUAACGGUGGCUGCAACCAAAGAUGUUAUUGGUAUUGGAAACAACACAAAAAUACUCAAAACAUGUUGAAAUUACAGGUUAAAAACAAUCCAUUUUAAAAAGGGGCUUCUAGCGAUUAUAUGCUAAAAACUAUUUAGGUUUUUCUUAGAUAGGACAUCAAACUUUUUCCAUGAAAACCAAAACUAUAGUACUGCAAUUUCUUUACAUUUUGCACUCACAAAUGGGGAAAAAGUACAUUUAGUGCAGCUCUUCAUAGAUCUUCACUCGUAGCUCUUUAUUUAAUGCCAAAGUUGCACUGAGAUGCAUUAAUAGCACAUUCGAGGUACUCCUAAAGUCAUCAGACAAAACAGCAAAGAUGGAUUUAAACUGUGUAGGAUCAGUGUAGGGACAGAAGCCACCAAUUAAAUGCGUCUGAUGCUGCUGUGACAAGUCAGUUGGGCUGUCCCCGAAUGGUCCUUCGUUGGGUUCGUGUUCGCCCUUCAGUUUGGAUAUUGAGAUGUUGUUGUUGUUGUAGCGUUUUAGCAGCUAUGAUGUUUUGCUUGUUCGCUCUCUCAGAGCAGCCUUCGUUAUCCGUCGCUAAGGCUUUAAAUGUUCCUUGUUGAUUUCUACCGAAGCACGCAAACCCAACAAACGAUACUGGGGACGGCAAAGUUUAGGAAAGUAAGAGAUUCAUUUUGCAGUAAUUAGUCUGGAAAUCGUCCGCUCAGGCGAUAGAUGAGUUCAUGAGUUGUGUCGUAGUUGUCAUCGUUUAAAUGCAAAGUGGCCUUCUUAUCACACAAAUUUUAUGGUUCUUAUAACACUGCAUAUUUAUUUCUGAGGAUUUUUAAGAAUUUAACGGAGUUGUGACGUUUUCGAUUUGCAUAAUAAUUAAAUUCUGAACAAAUUUGGAUGAAUUUAAAAUUUUAGUCCUGUCUUUUUUUCCUUUUUUGUUCUUUGCACUGUAGCCAUGAAUGUACGUAGUAUGUAAACAAGAUUCCUCAGGGCUGUGUGAUGAUUUUAGAUGAUUAAAUAUGUCCUGCUACCUAUCCACAUAUCCCAUUCUGUGUUCACACUGCAUCAGCUUUUCAAUGAAAUUUUAAACAAUGCUAACUGCACAUUUCGAUCAGGGGUGCAGUUAAUUAUUAUUUUGCUUAUUGGUGCUUCCUAAAAACUUAAAAUAGAGUGAGGAAAAUGCCCCCUAGAAGACUCCAACCUCAUGUUUCCAGUUCGCUAAUCCCUCUAAUAAAUGAAUGGAAAACAAAUAUGUAUAAUAAUGACAUUUGAUUCCCUAACCAUUAAUGGUGCUGACAGUAUUUGAUAAAUAUUUUUUUUCUGUCUAAUUAUCAUUAUUAUGCAGCAUUUUGAAGACACGUUGACAUUUCUGACAUCUAAAUGAUGUGAAAUGUAAUCUUAAUGAACUGAUUCAUGGGGGAAAAGGGAUCAAAUAGAAGAAUUUCAGACAGAUGUAUCUAAUAACCUCAGAUAAAAACUCUUGGUAGUGAUGAAAUCCAAAAAUCUGAUUGCUUCUUUGACCGCUGGUGAAUUUCUCACAUAACUGGCUUCCUGUCCAGCCACACGCGGGUGCCGCGUGAACCCACCGUAACGCCUCCAGCCGCCUCUGUCUGAUGAGCUGACCUAGUUUACGGUCUUUGCCGCCGCUCUGGUGUUCCUCCUGCAUAAUCAGAGAAGAACUCGGGUGUAAACGAGGGUGACGGAGUGGUACUUAAGAUAAUGCUGAGUGGACAACGCUUCAUUUAAUCCAUUCCCAGAAUCCGCCGUCCUACACGUGGAAGUUUAAGAGCUUGUUCAUCUUCCAUCGGGCAUCGUCCCAGCUCGCAUCCAGUGCUGCCUGGCGGAGCAAAGGCUCUGCUUCGCCUGGGACCAGUCAGACUGAUGGGUGCGGGGUAAACACUCGUCCCAUACAUGGGCCAAAGCCAGCUCCACUAGAGGGUUGUGUUUAGGUUAGAGACGCUCCGGCGGGACAUGGCACGCCGUGCGGUGCAUAAAUCCGCAGCCAGUGUAAACACUUUAAAAGAACGUUGUGACAACGUCUCGUUUACACUCGGCAGGAGAGCGUGGUGUUUGUGUCACCCCUCCCGCCUGACAAGGGUGAACUCUGAGGAGCACUUUGUAUAUCAGCACGACUGGCCCUGUUUGGGACAGAGAAGGGGAAAGAGACUAAUACCAGAGUGUAAGACUGAUGGAGAUCAAUACACAGGGUUCCUGUGCAGGUCCAGAAAGGGUUGAAAUCGACAGGGACCUUUAAUGCGUUGCAGUCAUUGCUGAAAUGCAGAUUGAUGUCAGUAAUGUGCAGUUGCACAGAGCGCUCCUGAGAGCUUAUUUUUUACCUUUAACAUGAUUUUUGCCAUGUUUUACUAAAUGCACGGAGCUUCAGUUUAGCCAAAGACACCCGACUAGUCAACAAGCAGAUAAUCAGCCACUUUUCCCUUUCUUUUGAUGUGCAAACAGCUAAAAACAAACUGGUUCCACCUUCACCAGUGGGAAGAUUUGAUCAUAUUCUUUAUACUCAAUUGGAGCAAACUGGAUAUCUACCAGUCUAGCCAACUCUAAAAUUCCAAGAUGAUGGAAAAGGGUGAAAAAAUACAUCUCAAAACCUACAUAUUACCACAAAAUGAUUGCAAUAUAUGAAAACUGGUCAAAACUUCAAAUAAAUUCAAGAAAACUCAAACUUCCCUCAAACUAACACUUCCCCAAAUGAUUGUAUGUCCUUGUCUGUGGCUGCUGUGCUGUUUAAACUGCAGUCUUUGAGAAAGAAGGAGGUGUAGAGAUACAGUUGGCAGCGAAAGCAGUUUGACUCGAGGCUUGUGUCAGCAAAUUUUCAUUGCCAACCAGGCCGAGGCUCAUUUCUUACCUUUUAUUCCUUCAUUUAGUUCCCUCAUGAUAUUUUAGAAGAAAGUGACUCAGGAGAAAUAAAAAGGUGAGCCGAUUUUUAGCACACUGUCACUAACGUUGACUGUUCUCUGCACAGUAUUGCCACAGUGUAAAUGCACUAUUCGUUUUUUUUUAAGCAGUUGGUAUGUGUUGACUGGCCGUCUCUGUGUGAAUGUCUACAAUACAAACCGUCCUCUCAGACUCCUGCUCAGUUGUGGGUGUUGGGUUUAGAAGAACAAACGCUUAAAGGAUAAUUUUUUUCUUUUCUCCCAUUUUGAGGUGGAACAAGUGGCUUCAGCUUGUUAGCAGUAUGCUGUAAAUCUUUAAUUUAAAGUCAUCCGAGCUGAUGAACUGGGAAGCCGACCUUAAACCUUAAUGACUGAACGCUUGCUCUUUAGCCUAAGCUGAUUCCACCAGUUUAGUUUUUCUUGUCAAUUUCUGACAAAAAUCUACAUAUUUUGUGCUAUCAGGUAGAGUAGCUAAAAAGCAUUGUGGACUUGGCUUCUUUUGAUGAUAUAAUCGUAUUACUCUUCCUGUUUGGGGUUUGAUGAGCUUGUAGUAACACCUCCCCCCACUUCUUUUUUUGCACCAGUCUUUUUUUUAAUUAUUAGCGAUAUGCUGCUUUUUGUAAAUUAUAAUCGAGUUUUCUCUUGUGCUGGAUGUAAGAGUACAGUCUGUGUAAAGAGGGAAAGGGCAGCUGAAAUGGGUAAAGCAGUGGGGAUGUGCUCUGUCUGUAUUUUCGGUUAAAAAGUAGAAAACGUGUUUCACUAUAUUUUAAAUCAUAGUGCAGCCAGACCCAUUAACCUGGUAAAGACUGAACCUUGAAGUAGUUGCCAGAAACUUCUGGUAUAAGGGUUAGGGUUGUAAUAAAGCUAAACUCGCAUAUGAGUUUUAAUUUGUAUCAAUCAUGAAUUUAUUUAAGUUUUUUGGGUGGAAAAAAAUCGCACUGAUGAUGUCGAGGGUUAAAAAUUGUUCUAAAGCUGUGUUCAAGAAGAAGGCGGAGUGCCUCCCCUUUUAAGAUCAAACUUUAUUGAUAAUUUAUUGAUAUUGAUAUUGCUUUGGGAUCGUUUGUGUCCGAAACGGCAAUCUUUCAGCACAGACUCUAAUUGAGGAUGCCAAGGCAAAUUCACAGCUUUGUCGCCUCCAAAAUGCACUUUGGCUUCUUUCUGAACACACAGACACACAAAAAAACCAAGUCCAAAAUUCAUCUUCGAUGUGUUUUAAAGCAUCAGAAAGGCCACAAUCUGCUUACACGAUAUUAAACCUCAGAGAGGGGAAAAAAACAAAACCCAAAGAACUUUAUGAAAUCUAGUUGUAAAAAAGAAAACCAAAUAAAAAAGACAGAAAUCAGAGACGUUGCAGUAAAAUUGCAGUGUAAAAUCUUACCCGGUGACACGGUGUUUUUGAUAUGUUAAAGAUAAUCCACGUAUAGCCUGCUGCAGUUUGAUUCAAUAAAUAAAUAACAGAAAUGUUUUCAAGCAAAGUUUCCUUUUUUUCACGACUGGGUAUUUGAUUUUAGUUGAAUUUCAAAUGUAUGACAACACUUUGUAACUGAGAUCUUGUGUUUAUGUAAAGAAUGAAUCACAAGUUUUGAAUAAAUUAUGAUUUCUCAUUUUUGUUUGAUUUCUUUAUUGUUUCGUUUUACAUCUCAUUAUCUUUUCUAAGUCAUCCACACCAACAUGUUAGCCAUUGUGUGUCAUCUGUAAAGCUCGGUGAAGCCUUUUUUUGUUAUUUCUCACCCCAAACCAUCAUGUUAUAUACAUUGAUUUUAAAGGGAUUUUAGACUGAGCCACAUGUUCUCAUGUGAAAUCUUAUUUUUACUUGCAAGAUCUGAAAUAUAACCUUGAUUUCUGUAUCAUUUAAUGCUAAGCUAUGCACUUAUACUGUUAGCUUUUAUCUUUGCUGUCAGCCCCAUUUUAUUCAGAGCGUGAUGGUGAAAUCCCAACACUGCAACCCGAGCUACAUUAUCAUAACGAGCCAGUUAAAGAAAAUAUGUCCAGUGAGUUACGUCAGAGGUCGCACAUGUCCGUCCUGUGACCGUGGCUUAUGCAGUAUGGCCUACAGAGAAACACAAAUCUGGACAUUGUGUGUAUUUUUGUACAGACUUUCUGGGAGUGGGUUGCUCUCUAUCUUGUGGAUGCUUUCAGCAUUGGUUUCAUUCCCCAGGCUGUGAUCUCUGAUAUUAUAAAUGACUAAAGCCCAGGGCAAAUGUGUGGUAAUUUGCUGUGAAUUUCCCAUUACAAUCUGCAAGCCGAAGUGUUAGGGAAACACCCUGGAUUUGGUGUCACCUCUGUGGUGACAGGCUGUUUAGUGCUGAGACACUUCCUGACCUCGCUGUGAGCUCGUCCAGGCGCUGUGACAGAUUUCAGAUUGGCUUUAUUUAACUGUGCACUUCAGAGAAAGGUUUGAAAAGCGGGAUGAGCGGUAUCCUAUGAGAGGGCAACAGGAUAAUUGUGGCAGGGAAGAAGGGAGGCACUUGACACACAUAGAGUCAGUACAGUUCACCAUGUUCCACAGGAGCAAUAAGGCCGUUCUAAUCCCCUACCUUAUUAAAGCUUUCUUGUUUGCAUUCAAUUUAGAAAAGAAGAAAACCUACUUUAAGUACUUGAGUGCAGCUUAAUUCACGGUGAGACUUUAUAGAUAGCAGCUGAUGUAACAGCGCUACAACUGUUACUUUACAGACUGGCAGCUCUAUCGACGGUUUAUAAGCAUAAAUUGUAUUAAAAUACUAUAAAUCUCUAAGUAUAAAAACUCUAAUGCUGCUGUAUUUAACAUUUUAACAAACUUUUAACAAAAUCAGGUCUACGGCAAAAAUGCUUUUAAAAAUAAAUCUAGUCAGACUUUAUAAUAAUACCGGAGAAUGAAACACAUUUCGACUUUUACAUUUAGGUAUCGUGAUCAGAUGGCCACUUUAAAUAGUCACCCUAUUUUGGUGAAAGGCUUAAAUGAAAUAAGAAAAGUAACAUUUCAAAUCUUAUAUCAACUCUCUUUGACCUUGGAUUUGACCUUCCUAAUAGCAGGGACAUGUUGAAAUACUGCGACAAUGAGAUGCCGACUCUAGUAACAAAACGCAUAGAACAGCUUGCUGUUUAUCUUUUUUUCUCAACCUUUUUAGCUGUUUUCAAAAAUAACGGUACAUUACAGUAGAAAAUGUGUUUCUGAUGGCGCGGUGUGACAAAAGUCCGUCCAUCUCAUCUAACACCACACUGUGUAGUCUAGGCUCCUUGUUUGACAGAAACAUUUUCUAUUUCAUGCAGGGGGAGAGGAUUUCUAGGCCGAACAUGACUCCUCUAAUUUGCUGCCCGGUUGCGAUCCGAGUUGUGUCACAGACAAAAUACGAGACAGUGCUCCACUUUAAAUUAGUCGCAGAAAAAUCCUCCAGCUGUGAUGAAGAAGCUUUCAGGCACAGUCCAACAGUGACACGUAUUUUUUCGUGUCACUGUUUUGUUCAAAAGAAUUUUGCAAUAGCAUGUGUCUGAAUAUUUGAUGUAAAACUGGGAAUACUCGGGGCCCUAUGCAUCCAGUCCGGCUGCUUUAUUCACAUUCACAUUGUUCCUCGGUGUAUGACAUGCUUUCGUGCAAGCUUUAAAAUGCUGAAAAUGAAACCCAGUCAUGUGAAAUGUGUGUGGCCCAAUGUAAACACCUGCUAACGGAGCACUAAAACCAGAAGAGCUGAACUUGCUGAAAGCAACAGACACCCUGUAACAGUCAAGUUAAAUGUUUUCCCUCUUUGUUCCUGCGCUCCGCUUCCAUCCUUCAUCACAUCCCCGCGGAGAACAAAAGAUAUUUACACCUCAGUCGGUUCAGCAGGUAGGUGUCAGGAGUUUGUCUGGGCUGCCUGUCACGAAAAGGGGAAGCGCAUCUCUAAACCAGCUCACGGCGACGGCGUUUCGGGCCUGCAGCCAGUAGCUGAAGAAAUCGCAUUGAUCUCGGGAAGCGCGAGGUGUCUGCUUCAGGGCGUUUUUGUUUAUGGAGGAACAAUAUUCUAAUGAGGAGGUGUUGAUUACAGAGGCGCCUGGGAGGUUUUGAGAGGCUUCAGCAACGCAAAGAUGAUGAUGCUGACAGUUCUGUGCAUGCAGUUUGUAAUCGGGUUCAUGGAGACAAAGACAAGACUGAAUGCUACCGUGCAAUGCUGAAACCGCCUGUUGCCCUCGGGAUUGUUGAGUGUUGGCUGUAACACAGUACGGCCUUUUUUAAUUUCAGUGGGAAUGAGAUCCAAUGUGAGGGUUGUAAAAUGAACAAGUUUGGAAAAUGCAUCUUUGGAAUUCAGGGUGAAAGGCUAAUGAGUAUAAGCUACCUAUUUCUGGGUCACUCUAGAUUGCUGGGAGUGAAUAUCAGAGCUGUACAAUGUUUGUAUAUGCUUUGCAAAUAGACUAUUUAGUUUUUAUUUCAUGUAUAGAGUUAAAUAAUGUAUAUAUAGAUAUAUAUAAGUUAUUAAUCCCAGAACGCUUGAUUUUAUCCCCCUCACAAACAUUACUUCCAGGAUGUUAUUUAAGAUGAUCCACCUUUCCAUCUGUUAGAGGGAUUUGGGUGGUUGCCAGUUUGGUACCUGCUGCCGAAGGCUGCAAAAUUAAACGCAGAAGCAGAUCUCAAAUGCUACGAUCAGCUGUAUGAAAAUAACAGACUUGAGAGUUUCCAUGAAGUGUGCACUUAAAACAGUUGAUGGCUCAUUUUGAGGUCUUAACUGCAGUAUGAGCUGUGUUCUUUAACACGUGGUUUAAAUGUAAAUAUGUCACGUGGCAGUAGCUGAUCCCUGACUGUCGUACCUGAGCGCGGUUUGUAAACGCAGCUUUGUGAGGAAUCCUCCUGUUGUGUUGGAUCUGCUGCUGAAAAACUGUCAUCCUGUAUAUUUCACGCUCUCCUCACAGCUCCCGCAGCGAGCUGUGAGAUUUUCUCAAAUAUGUGAUCUGACUGGGCCAGUCUGACUCUGGGGAGGGAAAAAAACAUUCAGCCGGGAAUGUGUGGCACGCUUCGGCCCUUCAUGUACUCUUAAAACAAGAGAAAGAGGAAGUGACUUGUUUAUGACACGCAGAUGAUGUCUUUUCGUCUCUUCACAGGUGCUUCAUGCUGCUGUACUGUAACAUUUUUAUUUAUUUCUUUUUAAGCUUUGGGUCUCCCACAGCAGAGGCUUAGUUCAUUAAUGACCGUGUCUAAAAAUCAGUGCCUGUUUACAUAUGUAUCUCCUGGAAAACUGCAGUUAUUAAAACAAUCAAACAAUCUCCUUACAGUAUAAUGACUCUGACGUUUUGGAUUGAAGUACAUUGCCUGUUUAUGCAACUUACUUCAACUGUAGGAUUUACGCCCACCUGGUGAAAUAAAGUAAGAUGUAUCUCUAUUUUUAGCUCAGUGUUUGGUCUCCACCACCUCCUUAGGGGGGAAAAAGUGUCUUUACCAGCUGUUUCUAUACAUUUCCAGUUAGUCUCAAAGCAGUUAUAAAUCACUGUUUUAUAAAGCGACAGCUUUAAACUUUGAUUUUUUUUUAGUUUGGGCACAGAAAGAACUGGAGAGACUGCAGUUUGUGCUAAGUGUAGAUGAUAGCAAAGAUUUUGAAAGCUCAUCUUUGGAGUUCGCCUUCAGUCAGCUAUUAUUUGACCGACUGUAGUUUUUUUUUCUUUUCUUUUAACCUCAUGUUGCUUUGAAAACACUCAAAGUUAACAUGUCAAGAAACUGCAGACAAAAAAACAACACCUCACAAACCACAGUGGUGCUAAAUGUUAAUGUAACACCUGGCAGGUGAGGUCUAUGAAAACUUCCUGUUAUGUCACACACUAAGAAAAUCUGCUGUUACAUGGUUACCUUUUAGUUCACAAAUAUGAACAUAAAGAUGCAAAGAAAAAAAAGUACAAACCCUGAUAUACUCAGUUACUCUGAUGACCUCUGAAUUGCUUUUGUAUCAUUUUCAGAGUUCUGCAUUAUGCUUCAGCAAAUUAUUUGCUUUGGGUUUCAUCAUUUUCCUGUGGUUGUAGUUCAAAGCCAUUCAUUUAAAGAUUCAUGGUCACUGCUGUUAUUCCAUCAGUCACGACAGCUGAAUGUUCAGUCUCUGUACAGAGGCUCCUGAACCGCUUUCGAAAGCUGGGAGAGGACAUAAAGAGAAACAAGAACUCCCGCAGCUGCAAACAACCUGAAAGAAACGCUCACGUCACAUUUUACACUGAGAUGCUCAUUUGUUGUGGAAGAAGUCGAAAUACGCCGCAGUCAAAACAUGAAUGUUUAUGGAAUGAGAAACUGAUCCCUGUUUAGGCUGAAAACUGUUUACUGCUGAUAGCGAAACCGCACCGCUGCUUUGUAGUCUGACGUACUGCAAACUGCUCCUAAACGAAGCAGAGCUGACACAUCUGCAUUGUUCUGAAGGUGCUGUGAUCACUUUGCUUGAAACUCACUGCAAUAAAUCUCUCAUCACGUC
Molecule: messenger RNA, 12444 nt
Organism: Maylandia zebra (zebra mbuna)
Lineage: Eukaryota; Metazoa; Chordata; Actinopteri; Cichliformes; Cichlidae
Gene: letm1
Product: leucine zipper-EF-hand containing transmembrane protein 1
Biological process (GO): intracellular monoatomic cation homeostasis
Cellular component (GO): mitochondrial inner membrane
Molecular function (GO): calcium ion binding; ribosome binding
Source: RefSeq, a predicted model, not a curated record